Molecule: messenger RNA, 2353 nt
Organism: Chiloscyllium plagiosum (whitespotted bambooshark)
Lineage: Eukaryota; Metazoa; Chordata; Chondrichthyes; Orectolobiformes; Hemiscylliidae
Source: RefSeq, a predicted model, not a curated record
AUGCACAGGGAUGAACUGAAACGUCACUACAACCUGGGGCAAUACUGGAUCGAGGUGUCCCUCGAGGAUCUGAGCAGCUUCGAUGAGGAUUUGGCUGACUACCUUCUCAAGCAACCAUCUGAACACCUGCCACUGUUGGAGGAGGCAGCGCGAGAGGUGGCAGAUGAAGUGACACGCCCACGCCCAGCUGGUGAGGAGACGCUUCAGGAGAUCCAGGUCAUGCUGCGGUCCAGUGCCAACUCUGCUAAUAUCCGCAGCCUGAAGUCGGACCAGAUGUCUCGUUUGGUGAAGAUUCCGGGCAUUGUGAUCUCUGCCAGCUCAGUGCGGGCCAAGGCCACCAGAAUUGCCAUUGAAUGUCGUGGCUGUCGCAACGUGAUGAGCAACAUCGCGGUCCGCCCCGGGCUGGAAGGCUACACCCUGCCACGCAAGUGCAACACGGAGCAGGCCGGGCGCCCAAAGUGCCCCGUGGACCCAUAUUUCAUCAUUCCUGACAAGUGCAAAUGUGUGGAUUUCCAAACCCUGAAGCUGCAAGAAGCUCCUGACGCUGUGCCUCAUGGAGAGAUGCCCCGACACAUGCAGCUUUACUGUGACAGGUACCUGUGUGAUAAAGUCGUCCCUGGAAACCGUGUCACCAUCAUGGGGAUCUACUCCAUCAAGAAAGCGGGUGCAGGCCGCAACAAAGGUCGUGACCGAGUUGGAGUGGGGAUCCGGGGAUCCUACAUCCGAGUGGUUGGGAUCCAGGUCGACACUGAGGGUACAGGACACGGCCUGUCUGGUACCACAGCCCCACAGGACGAGGAGGAGUUCCGCCAGCUAGCUGCCAUGCCCAACAUCUACGAGACUGUUGCCAAAAGCAUUGCUCCCUCCAUCUACGGCAGCUCUGACAUCAAGAAGGCCAUUGCAUGCCUGCUCUUCGGGGGCUCCAGGAAGCGUCUGCCGGACGGUCUGACACGGCGAGGUGACAUUAAUUUGCUGAUGCUUGGGGACCCAGGGACGGCCAAGUCUCAGCUGCUGAAGUUUGUGGAGAGGUGUUCACCCAUCGGGGUGUACACAUCUGGGAAGGGAAGUAGUGCGGCCGGACUCACUGCUUCAGUCAUGCGGGAUCCAUCCUCUCGAAACUUCAUCAUGGAGGGGGGCGCCAUGGUUCUGGCUGAUGGGGGCGUUGUCUGCAUCGACGAGUUUGACAAGAUGCGUGAGGACGAUCGAGUGGCAAUCCAUGAAGCCAUGGAGCAGCAGACCAUCUCCAUUGCCAAGGCUGGGAUCACGACCACUCUGAACUCACGCUGCUCGGUCUUGGCUGCAGCAAACUCUGUUUUUGGACGCUGGGAUGAUACAAAAGGAGAGGAAAACAUUGACUUCAUGCCAACCAUCUUGUCUCGAUUCGACAUGAUCUUCAUCGUGAAGGACGAGCACAAUGAGGAGAGAGACAUGACUCUGGCCAAACAUGUCAUGAAUGUGCAUUUGAGUGCCCUGACCCAGACCCAGGCAGUCGAGGGAGAGAUCGAGCUCAGCAAGCUGAAGCGUUAUAUCUCGUACUGCCGCACGAAGUGUGGGCCUAGGCUGUCGGCAGAGGCAGCAGAGAAGCUGAAAAACCGGUACAUCCUAAUGCGGAGUGGGGCACGGGAACACGAGCGAGAGAGUGAUCGGAGCAGCAGCAUCCCCAUCACUGUCAGGCAGCUGGAGGCCAUCAUCCGGAUCUCCGAGUCACUGGCAAAGAUGAAGCUGCAGCCGUUUGCCACGGAGCGUGACGUUGAGGAAGCCCUGCGGCUGUUCCAGGUCUCCACCCUGGACGCGGCAUUGUCGGGAAGUCUGGUUGGAGCUGAGGGCUUCACCACAGCGGAGGACCAGGAGAUGUUGGUUCGUGUUGAGAAACAACUGAAGCGUCGCUUUGCCAUUGGCUCGCAGGUUUCCGAACACAGCAUCGUCCAGGACUUCCUCAAACAGAAAUAUCCGGAACAUGCCAUCUAUAAGGUGCUGCAUCUGAUGAUGCGACGAGGUGAGAUUCAGCAUCGAAUGCAACGCAAGGUCCUUUACCGCAUCAAGUAAUGAUGACUGUGGUGAGGGGGUGAGGCUGGGGCCUCUGCAGCCACCUUGCACUGUGUGUGUGAUCCACCCCUUUUCUGCCUGUGUGCCUGCUGUCCUUGCCCUGGGUCUAGAACCAGGUUACCAAGGUGACGUGGCAGUUAUUGGUAACUGGGAGGCUGCAGGUGGAGACAGGCUGGACAAAUGGCCUUUGGACAGCCAUAGCUUUUGUCCUUUUAUUAAUCACUGGAUAAGGAAUUUGUGACACUCUAUCUGACAACUCUUUUAAUUCUUCAAUAAAGUUGCUUGCCAGAAAGGUUUCUGUUUCUAA